Molecule: messenger RNA, 954 nt
Organism: Python bivittatus (Burmese python)
Lineage: Eukaryota; Metazoa; Chordata; Lepidosauria; Squamata; Pythonidae
Product: serine protease 33-like
Biological process (GO): proteolysis
Molecular function (GO): serine-type endopeptidase activity
Source: RefSeq, a predicted model, not a curated record
AUGCUGGCUUUCUGUUGCUCCCAGAUUGUGCUUCUAUUUCUCUUGCUGAAAGGUGUGGAAAAUACUGAUGCUCAAAAAGUCUGUGGGCGCCCAAAAGUACAUUCCCUUCGCAUUGUUGGUGGGGAGAAAUCUGUGGAAGGGGAGUGGCCCUGGCAGGUCAGCAUACGAGAAAACAGGCUACAUGUAUGUGGUGGAAGUCUCAUCUCCUCCCGGUGGGUGGUGACAGCUGCUCAUUGCUUUGAAGGGCCACUAGUUCCAUCUAAGUAUCGAGUACACCUGGGGGAGUAUGAACUCCCCAAACCUGCACCCACCAUGGUCUCAUCUGCUGUCAGCCUGAUUGUAGUGCAUCCCUAUUAUGCUGGAGAUGGGCUGAGUGCUGAUAUUGCUCUGGUGCAGCUAGAGGAGCCCGUCAAUUUCUCCCGAACCAUCUUGCCUAUCUGCCUAUCCAGUAUCGCAGAUCCUGAGCCUUUCCCUGCAGGGAUGAUGUGCUGGGUCACUGGCUGGGGGAACCUCUAUCCAGAUGCCUCUUUCAUCACUCGGACACUGCAGAAGCUGGAGGUGCCAAUCCUAGAUGUUGAUAAGUGUGAUGAAAUGUACCAUAAUGACUCCAGCAGCAUUGACACAGAUACUGAAGCUGUGCCAAAAGACUACAGGCUAAUCUAUGAUGACAUGAUCUGUGCUGGAUAUCCAGAAGGAAAGAAAGAUUCUUGCCAGGGUGACUCUGGGGGACCUCUGGCCUGCAAGCUGAAUGGUACAUGGUUCCUAGCUGGAGUUGUGAGCUUUGGGCUGGGUUGUUCUGAACCCAACCGACCCGGAGUCUAUACCAGAGUCACCUCUUACAUGGACUGGAUUCAACACACUAUAGAAAAGAACUCAGCUUCAAGUGGUGGUAAUCUUCAGAUGGUCAUGCAAAGUCUGAAUAUUGGUUUAUGGGCCAGUUCUCUGUCAGGUUCG